This is a messenger RNA of Eurypyga helias (sunbittern), 810 nucleotides long. RefSeq names its product 1-acyl-sn-glycerol-3-phosphate acyltransferase alpha-like. The transcript has 6 exons. The record is from RefSeq and is a predicted model, not a curated record. Gene Ontology annotation, biological process: phosphatidic acid biosynthetic process. Gene Ontology annotation, cellular component: membrane; endoplasmic reticulum. Lineage: Eukaryota; Metazoa; Chordata; Aves; Eurypygiformes; Eurypygidae. Bases 1 to 810 code for a protein of 269 amino acids. Gene Ontology annotation, molecular function: 1-acylglycerol-3-phosphate O-acyltransferase activity.
AUGGAGUUUUUACUCCUUUACUACCCAUUUACUUUUCUGUUCCUCGCAUUUCUAGUCCUUUACCAGGUGAAUCCUGCAUUCAGAUUCUACUGCAAGAAGAACUUCUAUAAGUUGUGGAUCACCACCGUAAGCAUUCCGGUUAUUAUGAUCAGUAUUCCUCGUGGACGUAACUUGGAAAACAUCCGGUUUUUGCGCAUGUCAUUCAUGCCACUCAAAUACAUCUUUGGGAUCAAGGUAGUGGUGAAGGGCAAGGAGAACCUCAGGACUAAGAAACCUUUCGUCGUCGUGCUAAAUCACCAGACCUCCCUUGACAUUAUGAUGAUGAUGGACAUAUUACCAAGCCGCUGUGUGCCCAUUGCCAAGAAGGAAAUCCUAUACAUGGGCACUUUUGGCCUGGCAUGCUGGCUUUCGGGACUCAUUUUCAUUGACCGCAAGAAGAAGGAAGAGUCUGUCUCUGCCUUGACAGAAGUGGCACGCUCCUUGCACAAAGAAAAUUACCGUGUCUUGGUCUUCCCUGAAGGAACUCGCAAUCAUGGAGGCUCCAUGCUGCCCUUCAAACGUGGGGCUUUCCACCUGGCUGUGAAGGCCCAGGUCCCCAUUAUUCCUGUAGUGAUCUCUUCCUACUGCGACUUCUACAACCGGAAGGAGAAGAGGUUUACAACAGGGAAAAUCAUCAUCCAGAUCCUGCCAGAAGUGGAGACCCUUGGCCUGGGCCCAGACGAUGUUCCCGAACUCACCGAACAGGUCCAUGACUCCAUGUUCACCACCUAUCAGGAGAUAUCAGGAAUGCUGAAUGGGGCUUCCCAUUAG